Molecule: messenger RNA, 2017 nt
Organism: Schistosoma spindalis
Lineage: Eukaryota; Metazoa; Platyhelminthes; Trematoda; Strigeidida; Schistosomatidae
Source: the annotation of a GenBank genome assembly
GAAGACUUGAAAGUAUACCGAAACAACAGGAAGCGAGAGCAAAGAAAUCAAUCGUUUGAUACAAGAUCGUUCACAAGGUAUUGGAUACCUAAAUUUCUCACCGAACGGGCGGCUAUUACGAGAGUUGCGGAUGCUUCCGAGAAGUUGGGUAUUAUGGAAGAUGAGUCGUUUAUGAGCGAUGUUGAGGAUUAUGUCAAACAGCAUAAUGUGCACGAAAUUCUCAGGGACUGCGUUGUUAACUUGUGCAUGCACCGUCCUAGCAAUCCAAUUGCAUUUCUCCGUGAGUAUUUUGAGAAGCUAGAGGUUUGUAAUGAGAAAUGUACUGCAGCAUCAACUAGUCACGUAACUGGGUUCGCUUUUCAUAAACACUCAGAACGCAAUGAAGAUUCAAACACAUUUCCUAUAUCAAAUACCUCCAGUCGCCCUUUCCAAAAUGAAGGUAAAAGUCAUGGAAGUGGUUGCUUUGGUGUUAUUAUUCCCUCCGUAAGCUCUCAAAAUUGUGGGCAAUCUUCAGAAAUGAAUAACCAUCGAUACUCCUGUGAUACAGAUAAUCUUAUUCCUAACAAUCUUGAAAAAAGUUUGACCGAAUCUCCUUUGAAAGUUGAUAGUAGUUACGAAUCCAACAAUAUGAAUGAGGAUGGAAGUGGUUAUGAUGGAGGAAAUGGUGGGGGGACGAGAGGCUUGUUAGCUGUAUCACCUGGAGUUAGUUUAACUAGACGUCGAUCUCGAAGAGGAGCAGUUAGCGGUGAAGUUUAUACAGAAGAAGAUGCUGCAUCUUACGUUAAGAAGGUUGUACCGAAGGACUAUAAAACGAUGACAGCUCUUUCAAAGGCUAUCGCCAAAAAUGUCCUAUUUUCUCAUUUAGAUGAGACGGAAAGGAGUGAUAUAUUUGAUGCCAUGUUCCCUGUACAUCGUAAUUCAGGCGAUGUGAUUAUUCAACAAGGAGAUGAAGGUGAUAAUUUCUACAUAAUCGACCAGGGUGAGGUUGAUAUCUUCCUCAAUAAUGAGUAUAGUAGUACAAUCGGGGAAGGAGGUAGUUUCGGUGAAUUAGCUCUCAUUUACGGUACGCCUAGAGCAGCUACGGUUAGAGCGAAAACGGAAGUUAAAUUAUGGGGUAUUGAUCGAGAUUCUUAUAGAAGAAUAUUGAUGGGGAGUACUAUUCGUCGUCGAAAAGUGUAUCAGGAAUUCUUAUGUCGUGUACCUAUUUUAGAUAAUCUUGACAAAUGGGAACGAUUAACUGUAGCAGAUGCUCUAGAACCAGUCCGUUUCGAAGAUGGUGAAGUUGUUGUACGUCAAGGUGAACAUGGUGAUGACUUCUUUAUUAUUACAGAGGGUACAGCUGCUGUUUUGCAAAGGCCGUCUGAAUCCGGUGAACAAGUUGAAGUCGGUAAAUUAAGACCAUCAGACUAUUUUGGUGAGAUUGCUUUACUGCUUGACCGACCACGUGCAGCGACUGUUGUUGCCCAAAGUACUCUACGCUGCGUGAAACUUGAUCGCAAACGAUUUGAGCGUGUCAUGGGUCCGUGUUCAGAUAUUUUGAAACGCAACAUAGCUAAAUAUAAUAGCUAUAUUUCUUUGAGUGUAUGAAUCUGUAGUUCUUUUUUAGGGUAAUUAGUUCCCAGAAUGGAAAGUUGGGUCUACCUUGUAUGAAUUUAGAAAAGCUACAAAUCUUCCAAAGUAGUUUGUUUUACUAUAACACAGAAUAACGCCAACAAUGGAUUCUUUAUUUAUUAAUCCUCGAUACAAAUAUAUGUUAGAAACGCCUUUGAUGCUUUUUAAAAACAAUUGUAAACUGGUGCGGGAAACAUGGUACAAUAACAGAAACACGUGCAUAUUCCAUCUGGUUCUUGACAUUUGCUCAUGAUUAAAGGAAGGUGUUGUGUAUGGUGAAUAAACGCAUAAUACAUCUAUUCGGGCUUGACUAUAAAAAAGCCUUGAUUUUGCAGCAAACAUUGCACUUAGCUUAGAGAAUCGUCAGCAAGACGAUUGCGUGUGACCCAAUCCUGAGAGACAAGGA